AUGUAUAUUCAAUUGAUCUUAAUGACUCUUAUUCUUCCCAUUUAUUAUUGUCAAAUAGAUUUUCAAACGAUCUGUCAAGCCGGUAUUCGACAAGAUAAUACAAAUUAUAUUCAUUGUGGUCGUAAACAAUUAAGUGAAAUUCCAAAUUUUUCUCGUACAACUAAUACAUUCUACGAUGAACUUGUUUUAAAUGAUAAUCAAAUUUCUGAAAUACGUCAAAAUGCAUUUCAAGGUCUUCGUGUAAAACGUUUAAAUUUAUCUGGAAAUAAAAUUCGUUCAAUCGAUAGUCGUGGCUUUAUUGAACUAGCAAAUUAUCUUGAAGAAUUAAUUAUUGAAUUUGAUUCUAGUGUUAACUAUGAAAUACCUGAUGCUAUAAAAUUUAAUUUAAUUAAUUUACGUUCAUUAAAAUUAAUAAAUCUUAAUUUAACAAUUAUUAGAAAUAAUACAUUUGUUAAAUAUCGUAAAUUAGAAGAAUUAGCUAUUACAAAAUCCAAUAUAAAAUCUAUUGAAUUCAACGGUUUUAAUUCAUUAACAACAUUACGUUCGUUGCAUCUUGAUCAAAAUCAAUUGAAUGAUAAUAUAUGGUCUGUUUUAAUGAAAUAUUUAUAUAAUUUAGAAAUUUUAACACUAAGUCAAAAUAAUAUAAAUUCUCUGAAAGAGAAUUUCCUAUUGAAAAAUUUGAAAAUUCUCGAUUUAUCAUCAAAUGGUAUACAAAUCAUUGAGAAGAAUUUUUUUGAAAAAAUUUCUUCUAUAGAAAAACUUUAUUUACAAAAUAAUGAAAUAAAUUCAUUACAAUUAACUUUUCUAACAAUAUUAAAUUCAUUAAAAGAAUUAAAUUUAGAUUUUAAUCGUUUAACUUUUUUACCCGAAAGUUUAUUUCAAUUUAAUACAAAACUUACUUAUUUAUCAUUACAAGGCAAUGAUUUAAAUUAUUUAACGAAUAAAUCAUUGCGUGGUUUGAAAAAUUUAAUCUAUUUAAAUUUAGCAAGAAAUCGUUUACAACUUCAAUCUAAUCAACAACCAUUUCAAGAUUUAAAUUCAUUGGAAAUAUUAAAUCUAGAUCGAAAUAUACAUUUAAAUCUAUCGAAAUUAAUAUUUCAAGGUUUAGAAACCAAUUUAAUGGAAUUAUCAUUACAAAAUUGUAAUCUAACAUCAAUUAGUUUACUAAAUAAUCCAUUUGAUUUAUUUCUUAAUCUACAACGCCUUAAAUUAUCAUCGAACAGUUUAAAAGAUCUACCGGAAGGUUUUCUAAAAAAUUCAAUUGAUUCAUUGAUAUCAAUUGAUCUACAAAGAAAUCUAUUUCAAUCGAUACCAAAUCUAUUUGAAAAAGAUUUUCCAUCAUCAAAAUUAACUGAUUUUGAUCUAAGUUCAAAUCAUAUAUGUACAUUGAAUAAAAAUGAUUUAUAUAAAUAUAAAAAUUUAAAAACAAUUGGCCUUACUGGAAAUCCUCUACACUGUAAUUGUCAUUUACGUUGGCUUAAACAAUGGUUAAUCAAAAAUUAUGAUUAUGAUUUAAUUAAAUUUCUUCAAUGGACAUGUGCAACACCGGUAAAUCUCGUUGGAAAACAAUUAACUGUCAUCGAUGAGCACGAUAUGAUUUGCUCUGAAAAUGAUUAUUCACAAUGUCAACAUACUGAAAAUUUACCUAUUAAAUCAACAAGUACACAAUUAACAUCUAUUAAAACUACAAGUAUAUCCUCAUCAACUAUAAUUGAUGAAUUAAUAAUAAAUGACAUAUCGUACAAUCCAAAUGGAAUGUUGACUAUAACAUGGGAAUAUUUAUUAUCUGUAUCACCGAAAUAUUUUCAUUUACAAAUUUAUGAUGAAAUCAAUCGCCAUAUUUUAUUACAACGUUUAAUCGAUGGUAAACAACGUUCGAUAGAAAUUGAUAUUAAAGAUUAUUUAAAAGAAUAUUCAUCUAUGUACAUGAUUUGUCUUAAUAUUCCACAUAAUAAAUAUUGUCGUAAUAUUCAAUUACAACAAGUAAAAUCCUCUUCACUUGUUAUAUCAACAGAUAAACAUGAAAACUAUCAAUCAUCACAAUAUUUCUAUCUGCUUAGUGGAAUAUUACUCGGAGCAAUAUUUGUUUGUGUUAUGCUUAUUAUUGUUUGUUGCUGGCGUAUACGUCAUUUAUCAAGGAAAAAACUGUCAAAUUCUAUUGAAAAAUCACCAACGAAUACGUUAUACCAUCCACCACCGCAUUCCUCUAUAUUUUAUCGUCCAUUAAAUAUUAUAAGUUAUCCCCCAAAACAACAACAACUACAGCAACAGCAACAACAACAACAAAGUUGUGAUACUAGUGAAUGUUCAAUGCAUUCAUCGACGGACACGAGUCAAUUAGCAAAUGAUUGUUAUCACAUAUAUCAACAAAUUCCACCUGUAUAUAAUUGUCAAAUACAUCCGAUCAGAACACAUGUUCUAGUAUGA
Messenger RNA from Rotaria socialis, 2427 nucleotides. Lineage: Eukaryota; Metazoa; Rotifera; Eurotatoria; Philodinida; Philodinidae. The record is from the annotation of a GenBank genome assembly.